AGAGAUGAAGGGGGCAGAGGGAGGAAGAGACCGAGAGACAAUACGCCAUCACCAUGGCCAUGGGCACAUCCUCUUGGAUGCUUGGCGGCGCUCUCAUCCUCCUCGUCCUCUCCUCGCCCAGCGAUGUUUACGGUGGGUCAACCCCUAGCGCCGCGCCACGUUCCCCGUUGGACGACCUCUGCUCCAGCGUCGCCGGCGGCUGGUACGUCUUGCCAAACGAAUGUGUGUCCGUGCUCUGCGUCGACCCCUCCUGCCGCUCCGCGCGCGGCUGGCCAGAGCUUGCGGUGCUCGGCACCAGGCUUGCGGUGGUCAAUGCCACGGUAACCAAGGCCAUCCUCGAAUCUGCGCUCGCCCACGCUAAGGACGCCAAGUCCAGGAAGGUCAUGCGGUUGUGCCUGCAUAUCUACGUCGACGCCGUCUCGAGGCUACAGUGGGCGGCGCGGUCGAUCGCCGCGGGGCGCUAUAGCGGCGUUCCGGGGGUGCUAGAGGGGGUCUAUUCGCAGGUCUCAGUUGAGUGCACUAGCUUCGCCGGCCAGGUGGCGCUUCCCAAGGAGAGCGUCGAGUUCUCCAGGAUGGCCCAUGUAGUGUGGGCCGUCGUUGAUAUGGUGCAGCGUAGUAUCGGCUGACCAACCGAUGAACCGGUCGCCGAAUACAUUCAUUAACCUACUCUUCCAUUCCGUAAUAAUAAGAUAAGGACGUUGUCAAACCGGCCUGCAACAACUAUGCACUGAUGUAUUGUGGGCUUAAUUAUGAGUCUUAGAUUCAUGUCA
Molecule: messenger RNA, 770 nt
Organism: Hordeum vulgare subsp. vulgare (domesticated barley)
Lineage: Eukaryota; Viridiplantae; Streptophyta; Magnoliopsida; Poales; Poaceae
Exons: 1
Coding region: 54-626 (190 amino acids)
Molecular function (GO): enzyme inhibitor activity
Source: RefSeq, a predicted model, not a curated record